GCCGGCGUGGGCAAGACGUGCCUCGUGGAGAGGUUUGUCAACGACAGGUAUGCCGCGGACGAGCCCGGGCACGGCGCGACGCUGGGGACGGAUUGCCAGCAGAAGAGGGUGUUCAUAGAGCGGCGGUUCAACAAUGGGGUGCAUCUCUUCAUCUACGACACGGCGGGGCAGGAGCGGUUCGCCGACCUGGCGGCCAGCUACUACCGCGUCGGCGAGGUCUGCCUGCUGUGCUUCGACAUGUCGGACAUGGCGAGCUUCGACAACGUCAAUUGGUGGCAGAGGAAGGACAGCGUGGAGGAGGGCGCCAGCCUCGAGCCCGUUACCGCUUGGGCGGACGAGAACGGCAUACCGUUCUUCCAGACGAGC
Messenger RNA from Prorocentrum cordatum, 366 nucleotides. Lineage: Eukaryota; Dinophyceae; Prorocentrales; Prorocentraceae. The record is from the annotation of a GenBank genome assembly.